Fusarium pseudograminearum CS3096 is the source of this 855-nucleotide messenger RNA. RefSeq lists its product as uncharacterized. The record is from RefSeq and is a predicted model, not a curated record. The transcript is spliced from 2 exons. Gene Ontology annotation, molecular function: oxidoreductase activity. Bases 1 to 855 code for a protein of 284 amino acids. NCBI's taxonomy places the organism in Eukaryota, Fungi, Ascomycota, Sordariomycetes, Hypocreales, Nectriaceae.
AUGGACACUGCACUCACUGCCGCCAGCCGUCUCUCUCUUCGAAAUUCCACAAGUAGCAUUCCCUGUAUUGGGUUUGGCAGCUACAAAAUCCGCGGUGAGACGUGCGCAGCCGCCGUGCUUGCAGCACUUUCCGUAGGGUACAGACACAUCGACUCAGCUGCCCUGUACCGAAACGAAGUGCGUGUCCGUGAAGCAAUUGAGAAAUCCGGUGUGGCUCGCGAAGACCUGUUUCUUACUACCAAGGUUGGAAGCCCGAGAAGGAAGGCGGAAAGAACUGAGGCCUACGAAGACGUUAUCGAAGCAGUGGAGCGUAUUGCUGGAAAGGAUGGCUACGUUGACUUGUUACUGAUGCAUAUCCCUGGACCAUCGCGAGAACAUCGACAAAGCUUGUGGGAGGCUAUGGAGAGGGUGAAAAGAGAGGCAAGAGCAAGAAAUAUCGGCGUUAGUAAUUUUCGAGUACGACAUCUUGAUGAAAUGAAGGAAUAUGCUGCUGAGUGGCCUCCGAGUGUGAAUCAAAUCGAGCUUCAUCCAUGGUGUCAACAAAAAGAAGUCGUAAAAUACUGUCAAGACAAUGAUAUCAUCAUCGAGGCAUAUAGCCCGCUUGCUACUGGCGCUCGACUGGAGGAUUCAGUAGUUGAAGGUAUCUCAACAAAGCAUGAUAAGUCGCAUGCGCAGGUUCUUAUCCGCUAUUCACUACAAAAGGGCUGGGUACCUUUGCCCAAGAGCUCAAGGCCGGAUCGUAUUUUCGAGAACUUCAAUGUCUUUGAUUUUGUCUUGGAUCAAGAUGAUAUGGAAACAUUGGACAACUUGGAUAAGGGGCCUGCAGGUGCUAUAUUCAAAAUGAAUGUUAAAUAG